AGGCUUGCACAUUUUGUUACGACCUCGGAUUUACGAAUCAAAGCAUCACAGCCUGCGCUUUGGCGAGAGGAAAUGCUGUAAGUAAAUCCGACAAAAAUGUACAUGACUUGUACUCUGCCAAAAAAGAUAUUCACUGAUGUUCUUUGAUUAAAAUAUUUCCUUGAAGGGAUUUGCAGUGAUAUGAUCAGAAUUAUGGACAUGAACGGAAUCAUAUUUUGAGGUGGUCAGAAAGAUGCUUGGUCAUAGCAUGUGCUGGAAGAAUCAUAGAGAAAACGUGUUCAUGAAGGAUUUGUACCUAGCAUAGCUAAGAUGUCAACUGUGAGAGAGAUUCCGGCAGAGUAAAGGGGGCUUGCUGAUAAAAUGGAGAGUCGAAAGCCUUUCGUAGGGUCACAUGCCAAAUCGGUGCUUCUAUCCCUCAAUGAACUUAGGAUUAAGGGGCAACUUUGUGACGUCACUUUGACCGUAGAUGGAAGUUUGUUCGUCGCCCAUCGCGCCAUUUUGGCGGCCUGUAGUGACUACUUCUGUGCAAUGUUCACCAAUCAGAUGAGCGAAAGCAUUCAAUCGGUUGUGGAGCUCCGUGGUCUGAAGGCGGCGACCAUGGAGGUCUUACUCGAGUUCAUAUACACCGAGCAGGUCGAAGUCACCGUCGAGAACGUGCAGGAACUUCUACCUGCCGCUUGUCUUCUCCAAUUGAAAGGUGUGGAGAUGAGAUGCAGUGAGUUCCUGAAAGAGCAGCUCGAUUCCUCAAACUGCCUUGGAAUAAAACGAUUUGCUGAGACUCACUCUACGGCAGGACUACUUGCAGCAGCGGAGUCCUACUGCCUCACACAUUUCUCUGAGAUUACAAAGGAAGAUGAGUUUCUAGACUUGACGCCAGACGAGUUUAGUCAGCUUAUAUGCAGGGACAAUUUAGAGAUGAGCGAUGAGAGUGAAGUAUACGAGGCUGUAAUCCGUUGGGUAAAACACAAUAAAGAUGAGAGAAAUGACCAACUAUUUUCUGUCCUUGAACAUGUUCGUCUUCCAUUGCUCAGUCCUGUCUUCAUCACCGAUGUCGUCGAUACACAGCCUCUAGUUAAAACUAGUCAUGAUUGUCGAGAUUUAGUGGACGAGGCGAAAAUGUUCCACUUGAGACCUGACAGGAGAGCUGAAAUGCAUGGACCCAGGUUUCAACCGAGGACAGGCGGAGAUGUACGGCUCAUUGUAAUAGGGGGAUUUGGUGUUGAUCGUCAGCCGUUGUCAUUGGUCGAGGAAUUUAAUCCUAAAACAUCAGAUUGGCGAUCUCUUCCUGAACUCGAGCACGGCAGGAGGUAUCUCGCUACCGUUGCACAUCAUCAACGCUUGUAUGUGAUUGGAGGAUACAAUGGUACGUCACGAUUAAGUUCUGUCACGUGCUUAGACUUCGCCAAUCAGGACUCAUCUGACUUCAGUUGGACUCAAUGCGCUCCAAUGAGCGAUAUCAGAGGACUACCUGGUUCCACUGUGUACAAUGAGCUAAUCUAUGUAGCUGGUGGAUUCGACGGCGAUUCUCGGCACAACUCCGUAGAGGCCUACGACCCUAAAAUCGACAGGUGGUCCCCAGUCACCCCAAUGAAUGUAUGUCGAGAAGGGGCGGGGCUGGUUGCUACCAAUGACGUCAUCUACAGCAUAGGGGGAUACGAUGGCGUCUCCAUUCAGAGUUCGGUGGAGGUGUAUGAUCCGAACAGCGGGCAAUGGAUGCCAGCCCCGCCUAUGAAUAUCAAACGAUCAGGAGCUGGUGUUACUGUUGCAAAUGAGAUGAUCUAUGUCUUCGGUGGUUUUGACGGAACCCAGCACAUCGCAUCAGUCGAAUGCUUUAACCCUCGUGCCAAUAAAUGGACAGUACUCUCCGAUAUGAAUUCACCUAGAUGCUAUGCAGGGGGAGCUACUAUACAUGGGAGAAUAUAUGCGGUGUCGGGCUAUGAUGGACAAUCGCUCAUUGAUACAGUGGAAGUGUACGAUCCUUGGAGAGAUAAAUGGAAGAUACAAGCAACAAAAAUGAACGAAAGAAGAUGUGAUGCAGGAGUGACUUCUCUACUUAUCCCCUGAUCAUAAACGAUCAAGACACCGUGUCCAUAUACCGAAGUCCGACACGAUGUUCAUUACGGUUUCGUCACGAUGUCGUCACGAUGUUCGUAUUCUAGUGACAUGUUGAUACCUGGAAUAUAGCGUGCAAACGAGUAUACCACCGAUACAUUGAGGACUACCUACCAGGCUUGAAAAGUUGAAAGUUAAUGCAACUUGAAUUGAUUGUUGUCAUAGCGGACGUUUUGAAGUCUUAUCGUAGUGUCAUAUCGGACUUUUUGAAGUCUAUACUAUUUGCAAUAUUGAUGUCCGCGGCCAUGUUUCAGAAAGUCGAAUUGUUUAGGACUUAAGGUCACCUAUUUGUGUGAUUGUCUUCAUCUGAUUUUCAGCUGAUUUUUAAACUGAGUUUUAUAUGCGGAAGGAUCCUAAAACCUACCUUCGGAACUACUGGAAUAUUUCACAUAUCAUGAGAUAUGAUACAGAAAGGUGGAGAAGGUCAAUGCUGCUAACCUGGUAUAUGGUUAUAGAUUCCAAAGGAACGGAAACUUAGAAGAUAAAAAUGGUUAACAAAAAUGAAUAUAUUAUUGUAGCAAUCAUAUAAUGUAUAAGUAAUGACAAACAUUCGUUAAAAGAAAAUGAUCAUCGGUGAAUUUUGUUUCAAAUGCAAAAACAAUUCCACGAUAACCGUAAUAGAAAUAUGAGCAAGUAUAUAUAUAUAUAUAUCCAUCUCCUGCCACUAAGUUAUUUUGUAAUUUCAAAGUAACGAAUCGUCCAAUGUCAUUCCCUCUCCUUUUAUUUCUAUGUCCCCUACUUCUUGCCCCCUUGCUCUUGUCUCUUAUUCUCCUACCCCUGCGUGCUGCAUCUCGGCGAUUUUCUACCUAUCCCAUUGUCCCUAAUAUCCCUCCUCUUUCUCUUUCUCUCUACCUCCCUCCACCCUCUCUUCACCUGUCGCGCUCUCUCUCUCUCUCUCU
Strongylocentrotus purpuratus (purple sea urchin) is the source of this 3011-nucleotide messenger RNA. Its product is annotated as kelch-like protein 12. The transcript has 11 exons. Gene Ontology annotation, molecular function: protein binding. The record is from RefSeq and is a predicted model, not a curated record. NCBI's taxonomy places the organism in Eukaryota, Metazoa, Echinodermata, Echinoidea, Camarodonta, Strongylocentrotidae. The coding region runs from base 361 to 2064 and encodes 567 amino acids.